CAGGGGCUCAUUCCUGAAGGGAAGCUGGACACUUACAACACACCAUAUUACGAGGCGUUUUCUGAAGACGUGAGAGCUGAGAUCGAGAGAGAAGGGUCGUUUGCUGUGGAUCGCCUGGAGAUUAUCGUGAUCCCAUGGGAUGGGUGUAAUGGAGGAGUAACGCAGUAUGACAGGGCGACCACAGCCAGGAAUAUGGGGAAGGCAAUAAGAGCGGUGAACGAGGCAAUGAUUCGGAGCCAUUUCGGUGGAGGAGAUGUGGAGUUUGUGGAUCGUUUGUUUCAGAAGUUUGGUAGAAUCAUGGUGGAUGACUCGAAGGAAGUUGAGCAUGUCAGUAUUGUUGUCUCUGUCAUCAAGAAGCAAUCAACCGUUUGA
Linum tenue is the source of this 372-nucleotide messenger RNA. The record is from the annotation of a GenBank genome assembly. Lineage: Eukaryota; Viridiplantae; Streptophyta; Magnoliopsida; Malpighiales; Linaceae.